UUAAAACCCUAUGCGCGCUCCUGGUCGACAAACAGAAGACGAAGAGAGUUGAAAAAAGCGCAAACAUUUAGCAAUCUGUCUGUAAAUUAGUAAAUAUCAGAACAUUAACUAGCUACACAAUGUCUGAAGAAAAGCCAAAGGAAGGUGUGAAGACUGAAAACGACCACAUCAACCUAAAGGUCGCAGGUCAAGAUGGGUCAGUUGUUCAGUUCAAAAUUAAAAGGCACACUCCGCUCAGCAAGCUGAUGAAGGCCUACUGCGAAAGACAGGGUUUGUCAAUUAGACAGAUACGGUUUAGGUUUGACGGACAGCCAAUCAACGAGACGGACACACCUGCACAGCUUGAGAUGGAAGACGAGGAUACUAUUGAUGUAUUUCAACAACAGACCGGAGGAGGCUCCUUCCUCUCGGAGGCGUCUCUUAAAGGUGUAUGGACCCCUCUGAGGCUCCUCCCCCUCUGAGGACAGAAACACGAAGAGCAGCAACUUUUUUAUUAUUAUUACAUAAUUGUUCCGCUUUUUUUUAUUUUUUGUUUUGUGAUCGAUCUGCUCGUAGCCAUGGUCUUAUCCUUUUCAAGCCACCAAUCCACAAAUGUCUUGUUGAUAUUCAUAUUGAGGAUGGACUAUAAACUGCUUGGAGUCGUGUUUUGGAGAAUGUGUGUUUGUUUCACACACGGGGAUGUGGGGGGAGGUUCAACUCAUUCAGGAUUUGUUCCAAAUGGCACCCUAUUCCUCUUAUAGUGCUCUACACUAAACAAAGAAGUGCACUAUGUGGUCAAUAGGGUGCCAUUUGGGACACGUUUUAAAUCUACCAUAGGUUGAGGGACUUGGUGUUGAACAGGUCUCAUAAUAUGCAAACGUUUUUUUUUUUGUCUGCUGUUUUUAAGUACAUUUUGCAAAAUAUACAGUCCAAGUGAUCAAUUGUAAUUUUAAACCUGUACAAUGUGUUGAAGGAAUAUUGGUGAAUGGGGUUCUCUACCGCUGGUGCCAUUAGAUUGAAUUGCUGUGUCUCUCUGGAACAAAGGCUUUACUGAAGAGAACAGAAACGUCUGAUCGAAAAGGGUCAAGUUUCAGGUCUAUUUUCAACAUCGCUUGAAAGGAUGCUACUCACCAUGUCUGUUUGGUUUCCCCUCCCCCUUCCUCAGAGAUUUAAGGGAAGUCGUUGACAUCCUGCUUUAAGCCCAUCCCACUGAAUCACUAUUUUAUGACAAAAUAAAAGGGAAUCCACCUUUGACCUUUCUGUUUCUCUAUAAUCAGACUUGAUGAAUCUUCCCACUUGCCUUCAGACAGGUGUGGUGUUCUACAGGUAGCACAGGUCCACUAAGUCCUUCUGUUGCUCUAAUGAUUUGUACAUUGUCUUUUACUACUGUAUACAAUAAAUAUAGUUUGGUACUCA
This is a messenger RNA of Salvelinus fontinalis (brook trout), 1395 nucleotides long. RefSeq names its product small ubiquitin-related modifier 3-like. Gene Ontology annotation, cellular component: nucleus. The coding region runs from base 120 to 461 and encodes 113 amino acids. Gene Ontology annotation, biological process: protein sumoylation. Lineage: Eukaryota; Metazoa; Chordata; Actinopteri; Salmoniformes; Salmonidae. The record is from RefSeq and is a predicted model, not a curated record. Gene Ontology annotation, molecular function: protein tag activity; ubiquitin-like protein ligase binding. The transcript is spliced from 4 exons.